AUGACGCCCAUGGACGCCGUCAUUAUAACACCGGAUGACAUAGCUGAGGCUGUCCGUAGGGACCCGAACUGGAAAAGUCCGGGACUCGACGGGCUGCAUCACUACUGGCUGAAGGGGUUCGUGCUUAAAGACCGCGUGCAGUACAACCGCGUACCUGCGCUCAUUGAAGGAAACCUGGUGCAGACAUUCAUCGACGGCAUCCGCGACCUUGAAGUCAGAGCUGCUGUGAGGCUGGGGCACCACGAAACGCUUAAGGACGCUUUGGUCCAUGCACUGGAGGUGGAAGCCGUGCGACAGGAUCAUCGUUCUCAUCGCGUCGGGGAGGUUGCAGCAGCUACAGUUCGCGACCACAAUAAAGGAUACAGCCCUAGGUGCUAUGGCUGUGGGGAAAGGGGCCAUCUUCGAUCCAGCUGCCCUAAGCGAACUGUAGAAAGGGAAGUUGAUCGAUCUCGAGAGGGUAGUGCAGCUAACGGCACCGCCUGGCGGUGGCAGGAUCGUCGUUCCCCUCGCGCUAGGAAGGUUGCAGCAGUUACGGUUCGCGACCACAAUAAAGGAUACAGCCCUAGGUGCUAUGGCUGUGGGGAAAGGGGCUAUCUUCGAUCCAGCUGCCCUAAGCGAACCCUAGAAAGGGAAGGUGAACGAUCUCAGAAGGGAAGUGCGGCUAACAUCACCGCCCAGCAGUAG
Messenger RNA from Parnassius apollo (apollo), 684 nucleotides. Lineage: Eukaryota; Metazoa; Arthropoda; Insecta; Lepidoptera; Papilionidae. The record is from the annotation of a GenBank genome assembly.